AAAAGUGGUCGCCGCGGAGACUCGUUCCUUCACUUCAGUGUCGACAAGGGUACCAGAGUCCCCCAACGCACAAAACACACAAAGUACAAGACACGAAUUAGAAAAGAGCAGCAGCGUGUUGUUCUAGAUGUAGUCCAUUAGAAAAACCACGUUUGCGCAGAUGUUAAAGCUCAUUAAAUGCCGUCUAAUGGCCAAACAGGAGGACACGAUGACAGAGGUUGAACGCCAUCAUGUUACAAGUGUUCCUCUGCUUAUUUUACAGUCAGCAGUUUCAUCUCGUCCUCCCUGCUUUCACUCCUCCAUCGCUGUCAGGUUAUUCAGAAAGCGAGGGGAAUGUGUGUUUGUGUGUACGGGAAGCCCCCGUUGGCAUUUCUUCACCAAGAACAUCUUCAGAGAAGAACCUUCAGACAAAGGCGAAUAGUGGAGCACCAACAGGGACGCGGGAGAAGGGAGGUUGGACAGGCCUGAAGAGAGAACGUCUCAUUAAAGACCUGGACAGAAACGCUGAGUCAUUGAGAAGAGCUGCUUUCACUGAUCUCCCUGACAGCCUCCUCGCACUCGCCAAAAUAAGAUUUAUUUUGACGCCGUGGACCAAUUGGCGGCGAUGGAUUCCUGGCUUUCUCUAGUCUUCUUGAGUGGCUGUUUUUUGCUUCUUGUGGAUUUCAAAGGUGUGUGUGGGCAGCAGGCGUUUAAGACGGAGCCGCGUAAUGUGACGGUCAGAGCAGGGGCCACGGCUCUGCUGAAGUGUGAAGUGCUGAGGGCCUCAGGGGCCGUGCAGUGGGUUAAAGAUGGGCUGCUCCUGGGACCCCUGCGAUCUCUGCCUGGAUACCCGCGAUACAGCAUGACAGGAGACCAGAAGAAAGGCCAGUACCACCUUCAGAUUCUAGACGUGACAUUAGAAGACGACGGCCCCUACGAGUGCCAAGUGGGUCGGUCCGAGAGCAGUCGCCCCAUCGUGUCCCGUACAGUCUGGCUCAAUGUGCAGAUCCCGUCUUCACAGCCGUACUUCCAGCUGGAGUCUGAGGAGCCGUGGGUGGAAGGAGAGCAGUAUACGGUGACCUGCAUCGCUCCUGAUGCUAAACCUCCUGCAGAAAUCACAAUGUUUAGAGAUGGAGAGGAGCUGCUGGAAAGCGAAUCGUAUACAAUGUCAGGCUCGCAGGAUAAGCUUCAGAACACUCAUGCUGAAGUCACCAUCAGGGCACGAAGCUCGGACGACACGCGACGCCUGACGUGUCGAGCGAAAAACCCUGCUUCACCUCGAGCUCUGGAGACUGGCAUGACCAUGAAGGUUUACUUUCCCCCACAGGCUCCGAUGAUCAUGGGAUUGGAAAACGAAGAGGUCAAAGCCGGCUCCUUUCUCAAAGUGGUAUGCAUGUCGUACGGGGGAAACCCUUUAGCCACUCUGCAUUGGACUAAGAAUGGAGAAGUCCUGUCCACAAGCUGGGAUGUAGACUUUGUGUCCCGUCGAGCAAGCAGCGUGUUAAAAAUGGAGGUGAAGCCGGAGGACAACCAUGCUGUUUUGCAGUGCCAGAGCAUCAACCAAGUUACCCGUUCACCAAUGUCCCUAACCCGCACUCUUACUGUCCUCUUUGAACCAGCUGAGGUAACGUUACUGGGCUCCUUUGAAGCUGUGGAAGGAGAGGAGAUCAAUCUGAGCUGCUCCACGUCCUCCAGUAAUCCACCCGUUCACAUCCGCUGGUGGCUCGGGUUCAAAGAGCUCAACAGAACAGAAGUUACCUUCGCCGAGGGGGAUAAUGGUGGGAUGAUGACGGUGUCUAACCUGACGCAUAAAGUGUCUCGUGAGGACAACGGUCUUUCUCUGCAAUGUGAGGCGUUCAACAAAGGCACGCGGUUCUCUAGCGUUCGGGCUGCAGAACUCAUUGUUUACUAUCCUCCUCAGAAGGUGUGGUUAGAUGCUCCUCCACCAAAUGUCUUUUUACACUCAGGUUCAACUCUUCGCUUAGUCUGUUUCUCCAGUGGUGGAAAUCCUACAGGUCAACUUACCUGGCUAAAGAACAAUAAAGUCGUGCUGACCGCAUCGAAGCAGGUGUCUUCAGAGCGUGGUGUGUCACGAGAGCUGCUUCUCAUCCUUCAUCCCAGUGACAAUUUGGCCACCUACCGCUGUGACUCCUCCAACAAAGCCAAGAAAGUCCUGUCCACCCAAACCAAAUUCAGGGUUCUGUUUCCUGCAGUGAGUGUGAAGAUUGUGGCCAAGCAGAAGGAGCUGCGCAGAGGUCAGACUCUGGAUCUGGACUGUCUGGCCGGCAGCAGCAAUCCCACUGCAAAUAUCAGCUGGAGUCUGGGGCCCGUCAUACUGAAGGGAGUGGACCAGGCUCCGAAAAGGGCUGAAUUUGGUGGGAUGUCCCGGACCAGUAAGCUGUCCCUGACUCUUGAAUCCCAUCACUGGCGGAAGCGAAUCACCUGUCAGGCCUUCAGUAAUGUGCUUUCUGAGGGAGUCAACAAUUUCUACAGCCUCGAUGUGCUCUUUCCUCCAGAGUUUUCAGAUGAGCAGCCUGAUGAAGUCCAGGUCAUUGAGGACGAAACUGCCACGCUUCCGGCCAAAGUCUCUGCAAACCCAGACGAAAUCACCUGCGAGUGGAUCUUCCAGGGCGAGAAGCUUGUGAAAGAAAGAGAUCCUCGUUAUACCUUCAGUGACUGGACUCUUGAGAUCGUGAACGUGUCUCGGCGGGACGGGGGCGAUUACAUCAUCGAGUGCUCCAACGCGGAGGGGAGCAAUCGCACCAAACUCAGACUGGAUGUACAAUAUUCCCCGACUGUUCGUAUGAAGUCUGACCCCGUGUUUGUGAACAUAGGAGACACUGCAGACUUACUGUGUGUUGCUGAUGCCAAUCCCAUCACCUCCAGUAUGUUCUCAUGGAAGUGGAUGGGUGAAGGAGAAAGAGAUGAACUUGGAGAGGAAAGUGAAGAUGACGGCACUGGCGUGUUGACUAUAUAUGAGGUGACUCGUGACCGUGCAGGUGUUUACCAGUGUACAGCAGACAACGGCAUUUCACCUACUGGCAGUGUGGAAGGACAGCUCAUUGUACGCUUUGCUCCAGAUCUUCAGAAGGGGCCACAGUGGAGGAAAGUGGCCAGUCGAGGGGAUGGCAGCAACGAUGCUAAUGUGGUGUGUCAGGCUCAAGGUGUUCCUCGUGUUCAAUUUAGAUGGGCCAAAAAUGGGUUCCCGCUGGACCUCGGCAACCCCAGGUAUGAGGAGACAACCGAGUCGACAGGCACCAUCCACACCAGCAUCCUAACAGUCAUAAAUGUAAGCGCGGCUUUGGACUAUGCCAUAUUCACCUGCACCGCUCACAACAGCAUGGGCGAAGAUUCUCUGGACAUCCAGCUCCUCAGCACCAACCACCCUGAUCCGCCAUCAGACCUGAAGCUGCUCCGUGUCGACCAGACCUCCGUUACUCUGGAGUGGAUGCCUGGAUUUGACGGUGGUUUGACACAGAUCUUCCGUGUCAGGUACCAGUGGGCAGGAUCUGCAAGCUACAUGUAUGUAGACGUGUUUCCUCCAACAGCUACUGUAUAUACAGUCACAGGCCUCAACCCUUCAACUAUGUACAACUUCUCAGUCAACGCUCUCAAUUCAAUAGGAGAGAGCAGCUAUGCAGACAACAACAAGAUCCUGAUGGUCACCACUGCUGAUGCGAAGGAAGCUGACGGCGGGGUCUCCACAGCGGACCAGGACUCGGCUCUUGCAGGUGGUGGCCUUCCUGUCUAUGUGGUGGUGAUCCUGGUUGUGGGCGGUGUUCUGUUCCUCCUGAACCCAUUCAUCUGCUUUCUAUUGGCCAGAUGGAAAAGAAGGCGGAGCCUGAAAGGGGACACCAGCAGCAUUUCACAGGAGACCAAAAGUGAGGAGCAGAGGUCCACAGCGAGCAGCUCGACCCGCUAUGCGAGCAGAGAGCUUAUCAACGCCUCGGCACAGCGAACGCUCCUCGUCGACAGCAGCUCAGAGCCUGACAGCAGCGUCUAUGAGAGCUACGGACGGCAGGAGAAUCCUCAUUAUUACUACCCAACUGAGGCCUACAGUCCUGCCCUGUACGCUCACCCUGAAGGCCCUGAGGAUUACGAUGGCAGACACGGCACAAGCCCUUUCACUCAUGUCUAUGAGGAGGUGAGAGGAAUGUAUGAGGACCUGCAAGCCUGCUCACCGCUGCCCCCUGCUGCACACAUUCAUCCACAAGCGCCGUUUUCCACUUAUUAUGAGGGAAGAGCAUACAGUAAAGCUGAUGUGGACGUAACAAUUGGAGCUUAUGAUUCAAUGGUGUACAGACGCAGAAGAGAUACAGACCUGCCGUUUGAGCUCAGAGGCGAGCUGGUUUAAUAAGGGUUUAUCUGGCGUAUAUGGUCUGCUCAGGUCAGGUUUAGGAGUUUCUAAAACAUUCCUUUUUUUGCAUUGUCUGGUUUUACUUAUAUGUGUUUAAAAUUUUCCUGUUUGAAGAAGAUUUGAUUAGAUAAUUCAUAUUUAAUUUGUUCUAUAAAUAUUUAAUUUGUUUUUUGUUUCUAUAAUCAUUUUAUUUGAGAUAUUUUUAGAUUUCUCUGUAAUAAUCCAACAAAUAAAUUACUUGUAGAGCACCAUUUAAUACGUUUUUUUUAAAUAAGUCAUCUUUUAUUUGUUUAAAACACAAUACUAAGAGUCAUAUUAUCAAAUGCAAUUGAAGUCAGAAUUAUUAGCCCCCCCCUGUUUAUUUUUUCCCUAAUUU
Molecule: messenger RNA, 4712 nt
Organism: Danio rerio (zebrafish)
Lineage: Eukaryota; Metazoa; Chordata; Actinopteri; Cypriniformes; Danionidae
Source: RefSeq, a predicted model, not a curated record